Molecule: messenger RNA, 1797 nt
Organism: Saccostrea echinata
Lineage: Eukaryota; Metazoa; Mollusca; Bivalvia; Ostreida; Ostreidae
Product: chemotaxis regulatory protein ChePep-like
Exons: 9
Coding region: 1-1725 (574 amino acids)
Source: RefSeq, a predicted model, not a curated record
AUGCCAAGGUCAAAAAAAGGCAGUCGACCAGUAACUGCAAAAUCUGCUGACCAGAAUCAAAAGUCAAAAGCAAAGAAUAAUUUUACUGAAUCAAAAAAUCCACUAGUGGAAGGACAAAAAGACCCCCCUCCGUCAGAAUUUCCUGUAACUCCAAAAUCAGAAGAGUCCGAACAGGUGGAGGAAAAAGAAUCAGUUGAAGUGGUUAAUUCAGAGGAACAGAGGGAGAAGUCAGAUGUUGAAGGAAAAUCGGAUGAACAUGGAACAGAGGGGCAGAGAAAAACAAAGAGAAAAGGGAAAAGUAAGCCACAAAGCAAUCAAGCUCUUGAAGUUGAAAAGCAAGUAGAAGAAAUAAAUAAACUUGAUAAACCUCAGGAUAGGAUUUGGGAUCAAAUUGAACGUCAUUCCAAAGGAUGCCCAGAACCCAUUGUCAGCUUCUUUGACAAAUUAGCCCAUGGAAAACACUGGACAUUUUUAAAAGAUCUCAAAAUGGAAGAUAUUAAACAUGUUUUAGAAUUAUGCAAGAAUUCACAUUGCUCAAACUUGCAAAGAAAUAAGGAGGACAAUCAAGAAAGUAAACAAGACCAAACAGGAGAUAAAAAAGGAAGAUCAAGAAAAAGUGUUGAUAAAACUAAGGCUGAAAAUCAAGAGGAAUUAAAGAAAAAGGAAUAUGAAACAGCCGAAUUAAAGACAGAAAUAGCUGGAUUAAAGAAAGAAAUGGUUGGAUUAAGGAAAAGCUUAGAGACAAAAGAAAAGGAGGUUGAACAAUUACAAACUGAAAAAACUGCAUCACAACAGAAUGUUGAAAAGAUUUAUAAACAGUUGAGUCGCAGAGAUGAAGAGUUUCAUCAUAUUCAGAAUGAAUAUCUUAAAGUAGAACAGAAUGUGAGAUCUCUAAAUAUACGGAUCAGAGAGGAACAAGAUAAAUACCUUAAGCUAGAGGAAGCCAACAAAGAGAUAGCUAAGGAGAGGGAUGAGUUCAAGGACAGAUUCAGUAAAUUAGCUGGAGCCAAGCUGACGGCAGGAAAUGCCCGUAUUCAGGACCUGAGCGACAUCAAUCGUCCCCAAAAACUUGGAGAGAAAUACUCCGAACUCUACGACAAUGAGUGGACUGAUGCACUGGAGGAAAUUCAGGAGAAUGAAGAUUUGAAUGAAAAAGAAGCUGUGCUGAAAUUACUGGAACUAUUUAAAUCCUGUGUUUCUUUUUGCCAAAUGAAAGCAGAGGAGCAGGAGAUGAGGUUCAUGUCUGCUGUCAGACAGGCUGUAGAUCUGAAUGGGGGAGGAGGGAUGUGUAAUGGCUCAGUGGAGGGGUCAGAACAGGAGAGUGAGGUACAUAUUCUAUCACCUAGUGAUUCCAAAAUGCUCAAAGAUUUUCUUAAAGCUAAAGGAGGAACCACACUCACAUAUCUUCAGCGGGUGUUCCAGACAGAGUAUCCUGCCUAUGCAGAAUCAGGGCCUAAAGUGCAGGAAUUCCUAAGCCAGAGUAUCGAGGUGUGCUGGUUCUCCGCUAUACAAGAUCCACCAUUAGCAUUUGACUGGAAUUUUCCAGAGGGCUCAGAAAUGGUUGAUAAAUAUGUCAAGGUGUUCACUAAGUCAGGAACUAAAAUUGACUUUGUUGUUUGGCCUGUGUUGAAGUUACAUGUUGAUGGUGAUGUCCUCUGUAAGGGUGUUAUACAGCCCAUUCCAGAAGGAAAGACUAAAAAAAAGAAAAAAGAUUCAGAAUCUUAAGUGCAGGGAUAAUGUAGUUAGUCUGUUUUGUAUUUUGAGGUUAUAAAUGAUAGUUUUUGAUACAAUAUUUCA